Molecule: messenger RNA, 3696 nt
Organism: Notolabrus celidotus (New Zealand spotty)
Lineage: Eukaryota; Metazoa; Chordata; Actinopteri; Labriformes; Labridae
Gene: cep55l
Product: centrosomal protein 55 like
Exons: 12
Coding region: 427-1941 (504 amino acids)
Biological process (GO): mitotic cytokinesis; regulation of phosphatidylinositol 3-kinase/protein kinase B signal transduction
Source: RefSeq, a predicted model, not a curated record
CUUUGUAGGGUUCGUUGAAACACUUCAUGGGGGCAGCCCGACGGUAGAGUUUAUGACGUCGAACAGGAGCAAAAGUAGAUAAAAGAAGAAAAAUGGCUGCCUCUUCGCUCAAUUACUGUAGACGCUUGUAGGUUCUGGCAAACACUAUAAAUUGGUACUGUUUUCAAAUAUUUUCUCACAUAAUAUUGAAAAUCUCUGUAACUUGCACUCCACUGCCCAAGUGCCUUUUUCGAGACACCCCGGUCUGUAAACACGCGCACCCAACUGGUUACGGAAGUGACGUCAACGCGCUGUAAUUCAAACUUUAGGAAACGAAAACAACUGGUGGAGGAAACGGUCUCCUUACCUCAGAGUGGUUACAGAGGAUUUCUUGAGUCAGCUUUGAACUCAGAGGCGUUGACUUCCUGGAAAACCAACAAAGCUGCCAUGACAUCUAAAGGUGCUAAAGAAAACUUUGCCACCAAGCUGGGUUUCAAAUCCAGCAGCUCUUCUUCCAAAGCUGAGGCAGAGAUGGACAAAGUUAGGAAGGAGAACGCUCACCUCAGGAGAAAGAUUGAUGAAAUUGCCAGAAGACACGUCAAACCACCUGACUCGGACAAAAGCAAGCUGCUGGAGAGGAUUCUUUCCCUUGAGACGCUGCGAGAGAGAAACAAUCAGCAGUUGCUUGUCAAAGAGCAGGAACUAGAAACAAUGAGACAGCAACUGACAGCAAAAGGAGGAGAGGUGGUAGCAUCACUGCAGGCCCAGCUGGAGCACCGGAGGAAGGAGGCUGAGCAGAGAGACAUGUUGUUCCAGAACUUGUCACAGGAGACAGAGAACCUGAAAAACCAGCUGGCCACUGUUUCUGCUAGGUGCCAAACCAUGGAAACACAGGUGGUGAAUGGACAGGUACCUCCUCCAGACAUGGCUUUGGUGCAAGAUCAACUGAAAGAUGCGCUGGAGAAGAACCAGCAGUGGCUGGUGUACGACCAGCAGAGAGAGGCCUACGUUCAGUCUGUCCUCAGCAGAACCAAGGAGCUGGAGCAACAGCUGGCGGAGGCAACGCAGAAGCAUCAAACCAAACAAGAGGCCUGUUCAGACGGUUCAGAAAAGGAUGCUCAACUGAAGAGCCACUAUGACCAGCUGCUGUCGGGGGUGCAGAAAGAGCUGCAGAGCCAAAAGGAUCUGGUUACCAAAACUCAGCAGGAGCUUAAUAUGCAAAGAGAACAGACGCUGAACGCUCAGGCGGAGCUGCAGUCUCAGAAGGAGCAGGUCAGCAGACUUCAGGGGGAGACAUGCCGGCUGCAGAGGAAGUUUGAGGACAAGUGCGGCGAGCUGUCGUCCUUCCUAGAGAGGUACAGUGAGAAGAACAAAGAUCUGGACGAGGCCAAGAGGCUGCUGCAGGCAGAGAGACUCAGCAACAGACAUGAAGCGUGUGAGGAGAGAAAGGUGUCAUCUGACCGAGCAGACAGAAUGAUAGCUGAGCUGGAGGGUAUGGACAUCAGACUGGAGGAGGAGAGGAAGAGAUCUGCUGAACUUCUAAUGCAGGUUAAUAUGCUGCAGAAGUCUCUUCUGAGCCAAAAUGACGACCAGAGGAGAAUUGCAGCUCUAGAGCAGCAGAUCCAGCUCUCUGCCAAGGACUUUGAGAAUGAAAAGAUUGAUCGUCAGAGCAUGCAGCACCAGUUACAUAAGGUUCUGAAGGAGCUCCGCAAGGCCCGAGAUCAGAUUGCUAAACUGGAGUCUGCUAAGCAGACAAACGCCCGUUUCUCUGAGCCCAGCUCCUACCACAACCUGGAGUUUGAUCGUCUGACUAUCGACGUCUCUCCUGGUCCGACGUCUCCUUCUUCUAGAAUCACAAACCUCCUGGAUGAGAGUUUCCUGGAGUGCCCCAAGUGUCGGGCCCACUAUCCCACCAGUCGCCACAGGGAGCUGCUGGCACACAUUGACUUCUGCUUAGCCUGAGUCCAAGUGAUUGUUCUCAGCCUGGGAGUCCUGACCCCGACUCAACCAAGAGGGUCAGUAGAGAUAGCCAGGCAGAGGAAAUAAAAGAUUUAUGAGAAGUGCUUUUUUUUCCUCUAAUACAACUUGGCCUCUACGUUGUUUUUUAAAAUAAAAAGGGAAUAAGAUAAGUAUUUAACAACAGUAAAAUCUACUCUGUAACACUAGGUAACAAGUUGAUUUUGCUUUUGGAUUAGAAACUAUGCUGCAACACCAUAAGACCCAUUUACAAAAAUGAACCCCCAAGUUGUAUUUAAAGCUCAUGUGAGAAAUUUUCAGCUGGUUUUGAAAUUGACUGAAAUUAGUACAGUGACCUCUUCAUGAGGUACGAAAGCAAAUGUGACCAUAAUUGAUGAGAUAUAUUACUUUUUUUUUUUUUCCUGAAUGCCUGAAUCAGCUGUCGCAGGGAAGGUAUCAGAUGAAGUGUCCAACGACAAGAUGCCGACGAGAAACAGUCUUUGUUUACAUUUUUCCAAACCAAAAAUUCUUGAUGAAGGGUACAUUUGAGUUUUAAAAGACAGCAGAAUUAUAAACAUUUUCAGAAAACUCGACUCACAUAAGUACAGGACAAAAUUAGUACAAGAUGAGAGGUGCAAUUUUGUCCACAGGUGGCACCAAAAUCAACACAAACGAAAAUUCCUCACAGGAGCUUUAACGUAAAAUCUGAGACACUCACAUACACACUCCAAUUUCUAGUUAACCAUCAGGCCAAAGAUUAAUUCAAUCAUUUACUGAAAACAGUUAGUAUUAUUGGGAAUUUUUUGUACCAGUUGUAUGCUAUAGUAUUUUGUUGUUGUCUUUUUUGAAGCUCUUAGUUUAUCUUUUGUGUAUUUGAUAAAACUAUUUAUUGCCGGGUCGUUUAACUGAGCUACUGAUUUUUAAGGUGACAAAAGGUUUUAUUUUCCUUCAGUAAAUGUAAGAAAAAAUAAAUGCUGUACAAUAUUUCUCAUGUUUGAUGGGCCUUGUAUUAUUUUGGGAGGUACCUUUCAUUGUAUUCCAUAUAGAAGUUAAAAAAAGCUGUUUUACAUGUGACAAUGUUUGUCCACUCCAAGUUCAAGCGAUCAGUUCUAUAUAGUGGUUUUGAUGCUUCCAUUGUUUCAAGAAGGAUUUAUCUCUGAGCACAAACUUGCAGUUGUAUAUGGUAACCUUUACCAGUGUCUAUCAGUCUGUCUUCAAACAGUGGCAAACAUGUGACUGUAACAAUGACCAACAUCUUCCCCUAACCUGAACUCCACACUUUCAUUCGUCUAAACUUAACCAGACUGUCAAUAUUUUUGCAUCGGUGCACUAAAUUGGUCACAUGGUCUCAGGUCGUUUGUCUAUUCUACAAGUGAAGCUCACUUCUGUCUACACCUUGACUUUUCAAGCCUGCAGCCCUUGUGAGGCUGGAAUGAGAUUGCAUGAGUUAAUUCCUUGUACUAAACUAUUUAAGGCAGGGGAUUAGCAAAGGUGCCUUUAUUCCUGCAGCCUCGGUAAUGUGACUAGAUAGACUUAAGACAGACGGACACCGCUACGCUGGCAUAUUUGAUCGAUUUGUUUUGUUUAACUUGAGACGUGUUUCUUUUGAAAAUGUGAUCUCAGAAUCACAAUUUCUGUCCUUUUUUUUUUUUUUGCUGUUUUUGGGUUAUUUUUAUUCUAUUUUAAUCAUGUGCUCCAAAGUUGUUUUGCCAUGCACUGUACUGUACAAAAUGUGCAAUAAAGAUGAGAAUCUGCUUCUGA